AUGGGGGAGAAAGUAACACUAAAGAAAAAUAGGUAUGGAUCCAACCCUAUUGGGGAAAUCAUUGAUCAUGCUGAAACCACUCUUGAGGAACCACAUGUUGAAGCACAUGUUGAUCCACUUGUUGAACCAAAUGUUGAAACAAUUUUUUCUGAAGACCUAAGAGAGGAGAACCCUAAAAAUGAAGAACAUGAGGUUCAAGGUGAAUGGAAUGUAGAAGCUGGUGUGGAUGAUGACAUUCCUAUUGCCCAUAUAAUGAAGAGCAUCAUUGAAAAUGUAACCAAGUCUGAAGAUAAAGAUACUCAUGAGAAGGCUAAAAAAAUGGUGGAUGUGAAUGAAGAAACUGAAACUAAUGAAGAACUUGUUGUUACUAUGCUGAAGAGUAUAGCUUGGACGCCCGUGAAUAAGAAAAGAAAGGUUCAAGAGAAAAUUACUGAGAAGAAGUCUCUAAAGAGAAAGCUAGCUCAAUCAAGUGACUCUGAGACAUAUGCUAAAGAAGAUGUCCAUGACAUUGCGUCUACCAUAAGGAGAAAGGUUGGUGGAAAGAGAAUUCUUAUGAGUGUUGUUGUUGCACCCGUGGAUAAUAGGUUAUUCCAUUGUGAAAUAAAUGUUCAGAAGUGGAAGUAUGUUUUUCUAAGAAGGAUUUCUUAUGAAAGAGAGCUAGGUACCGAUGCUCUUGAUUGUAAAGAAAUUAUGGAUUUGCUGAAGGCUUUUGGGCUAAUGAAAACUAUAGCUGAUUUUGGUCCCUGCUAUGAAAAGUUGUUCAAGGAAAUCAUAACGACCAUUACUAGUGAGUGUAAUCUUGAAGGAAGUAGCGAUUAUAACAAGGUUUAUGUAAGAGGAAAGUGCAUGAUAUUUUCACCCUCCAUCAUUAAUGACUUUUUGGGUAGAAGCAAGUCUGCAAAGACAUAG
Molecule: messenger RNA, 909 nt
Organism: Vicia villosa (hairy vetch)
Lineage: Eukaryota; Viridiplantae; Streptophyta; Magnoliopsida; Fabales; Fabaceae
Exons: 3
Coding region: 1-909 (302 amino acids)
Source: RefSeq, a predicted model, not a curated record